This is a messenger RNA of Closterium sp. NIES-65, 2265 nucleotides long. The record is from the annotation of a GenBank genome assembly. Lineage: Eukaryota; Viridiplantae; Streptophyta; Zygnematophyceae; Desmidiales; Closteriaceae.
AUGACAAUAUGCACCUGGAAAGAGCAAGUGGAGUUCAGGAGGCAGUACUGGAAUAAGCAGAGUGAGUUGGGUGAGUUACCUGUGCGGUUCGUGAAGCAGGAGCCGAGAAGGGCGUAUAUUGCAGGACAGGGAGGUGAGGAAGGAGCAGAGCUGAAUGGCACAGGGAACAGGAGGAGCAACUGGCUGCAGCCGAUAAGGAUGGUGGAACUAUUUGGGGGGAUAGGAGCAGGAUUGGCAGCAGUAUUAAAAGCAGGGGUUGCAGUCAAAGAAUGGAUAUACGUGGAGAAGGAUACACGAGUGCGGAAGAUGGCGGAGAACCACGCGAAGAAGCUGCAGGAAGAGUAUCCAGAGCUGUUGGGAGAAGAAGUGAUAGAGCGGGCCAUGCGUGGGACGGUGAGAGAUGUGAGACAUAUAACACGAGAUAUGGUGCGCAGCUGGGGGCACGUGGACCUACUGGUGGCAGGGUGGGAGUGCCAGGGGGUAUCGAGAGCGGGGAAGGGAAAAGGCAUGGAGGAUCCUAGGGGGGCACUGCUGUUAGACCUGCUGCGCAUUAUGGACUGGAUAAAGGAAGGACAGGGGGAAGUAACAUACCUACUGGAGCACUUGGACCUGGAAGGGGACUUGAGAGAGCCCGUGAGAAGGGUGAGGGAACUGGUGACAAAGCGGUUGGGAAAGGGAGUCAGAUGUGAUGCAGCAAGGCUGGGGGCACGAGCGCACCGGGUAAGGCGCUAUUGGCAGAACGUAGUACUGGAAGACCAGCUGCAGGAGGAGCUAGAUGGGGUGAAGCGGUCAUGGGGUAGGACAGUGAAGGAUAUACUGGAGGUGGGGAGGAUGGCGGCACCAGUGAAGAAGGGCAGACACGAGACACAGUGUCCGUGUAACAAGGUGGGGGAGGAGCGAAGGGCGUGGCCAACUCUGGUGGCCUUUGAGGGAGCAGCGGGAUUUAGAAUGGAGAAUGGCAAGGCAGGGGAAGGGAUGGUGUACGACCACCGAAAGAAGCAGUGGGAAGAACCAUCAGCGCUUGAGCGAGAGCUGGCGAUGGGGUACGGGGAGGACAUAACACGGGCGGAGGGAGUCACAGAGCAAGAAAGGCGCAGCGCGCUGGGAAGGGCAAUGGAUGGACAGGUAAUGCUGUGGCUGACGCGCAGGAUGUGGAGGGGACUGGUGUGGGACAGCACCCAAACACAGGAGGAGGCAAGGGAAGUAGCAGAGAAGAUGGGGGCAUGGGCAUGCAUGCCAGCAGGAGCAAAGGAAGCAGAAUGGGAGGUGGGAGAUGCAAUGAGCCCUGACGGAAGGAAGGCACUGCAGGCGGUGCUGGCCAGGUUCCGCCAUGCCUUCGCCUUCACCUUGCAGGAAUUAGGGAAAUGCACCGUUAAGGAGAUGGAGCUGAAAUUAAUGACGGAGGAACCGGUGUUCCAGAGGAAGCCGCGGAUGACGCCAGGGGACGCGGAUAUCUGCAAGGAAAAAUGCAAGGAGUUAAUAGAGGCGGGACUGAUUCAGCGAUCCGAGUCCGAGUAUGCCGCGCCGACCGUGAUAGCGGCUAGGAAGGACCUGACGGGGGAGAUACUGAGCAGGCGCAUGUGCGGGGACUACAGAGCGCUUAACAAGGUGACUGUGCCAGAUCGCUACCCCAUGCCAGCUGCGGAGGAGAUCUUUGACAAGCUGGGGGCAGGAGAGAUAUUCAGCACGCUAGACUUAAGGCAGGGCUUCAAUCAGAUUCGGAUUAGGAAGGAGGACGUGCGCAAGACCGCGUUUCAUGGAGCGGACGGAUUGUACGAAUGGCUAUUCAUGCCUUUCGGGCUGAGGAACGCUUCAGCAAUCUUCCAGAGGGUUAUGGACAGUGUGCUGCGGAGCCUGGACUGUGCCGCCUGUUACAUAGAUGACGUAGUCAUCUUUAGCAGGAUAGAAGAAGAGCACGUCAGGGACGUGGAGCGAACGCUAGAAGCGCUAGCAGCAGCGGGACUCACCUGCCACCCAAAGAAAUGCAGGUGGGGAGAGGCAACGGUGCACUACCUGGGCUAUGAGGUGCGGGGCGGACAAAUAGGGAUCCAGAAAGCGAAAGUGGAGGUGUUAGACCGACUACAGCAGCCGAAAGACAGGACAGGACUCAGGGCAGUGUUAGGCUUCCUAAACUACUACCGACGUUUCGUGCCCAACUUCAGUAAGCGGGCAGCAGCACUCAACGGCUUGCUACGAAGUAGAUGGGGAGGAAAGGGUGGUGGCAUAUGCGAGCAGAAGCUGCAGUCCAGCGGAGGCGAAGUAUAG